UUAAAGGGUGAGAGCAAAAAAAAUGCAUAUCACUAUGGUACCGAUGUCGAAAUAACAGUGAAAGUCAUUGUUAGAAUUACCAAAAAUCAUACUAAAAUGAAUAAAUUAAAAUCAUCACAGAGAGACAAAGUCAAGAAAUUCGUCGCUUUUACUCAAACUAGCGAGAGCACUGCGAUUUAUUGCCUUACUCAGAAUGAUUGGAAACUGGACCUGGCUAGUGAUAACUAUUUUCAGAAUCCAGAUGCGUACUACAAGGAUCCCAUUAAGGCUGCAGUAGACAGAAAAAAGUUGGAACUCUUAUUUAACAAGUACAAAGAUCAACAAGAGAAUGAUAAGAUCACUGUGGAUGGAGUCAUGAAAUUUCUAGAAGAUUUAAACCUUAGUCCUGAAUCUAUAUUAGUACUUAUCAUUGCAUGGAAAUGUAAAGCUGCAGUGCAGUGUGAGUUCUCCAAAGACGAGUUCCUGACUGGACUGAUGGAGCUGGGAGCAGACAGUAUAGACAAAUUAAAAACAAAACUAGCUACCCUUGAAACAGAAAUUAAAGAUCCUAAUAAAUUUAAAGAUUUCUACCAAUUCACUUUUAACUAUGCCAAAAACCCAGGCCAAAAGGGAUUGGAGUUAGAUAUGGCAAUAGCAUACUGGAAUAUAGUGCUUCGUGGAAGAUUUAAAUUCCUAGAUGCUUGGUGCAAGUUUCUUACGGAACACCAUAAAAGGUCAAUUCCCAAGGACACGUGGAAUCUACUUUUAGAUUUUGCCACGCAAAUCGACGACGGCAUGAGCAACUACGAUGCCGAGGGAGCGUGGCCCGUACUAAUAGACGACUUCGUGGAGUGGUGCCAGAAGCAGGGGCUCACCGCCGAGGGGCUGAAGGCGCUGGAGCCGGCGUCCGGCUAGCUGGCGCCGCCCUGCCGCGCCGCGCCCGCGCCGCGCC
Molecule: messenger RNA, 931 nt
Organism: Cydia amplana
Lineage: Eukaryota; Metazoa; Arthropoda; Insecta; Lepidoptera; Tortricidae
Gene: SCCRO
Product: DCN1-like protein 1
Exons: 3
Coding region: 97-894 (265 amino acids)
Biological process (GO): protein neddylation
Cellular component (GO): ubiquitin ligase complex
Molecular function (GO): ubiquitin-like protein binding; ubiquitin conjugating enzyme binding; cullin family protein binding
Source: RefSeq, a predicted model, not a curated record